AGGAGUGGAGCAUGAGAGGAGCUGUUGUACCUGCUGCUCUCACUGCUCAAAUAUUAACAACGGGUUUCUGGGAACCGAUGCCGCUGCUCUGGGACAAGCCCAAACUGUGGAGGCAGCCGGGCUCAGUGGUUUGUGGACAGGCAGUCUGUCGCUGCUGCUGGAGGCACCGCUGCAUCUAAGAGUCUGAUGGAGGAGGAGGUCACAGAGCCCGAUCCUCAGACGGUGGAGCCCACCGGCAUGCUGCCACCGCCGGGGACACACUCAGAGGUAAAUGGAGACUUGCCGGGCAACCCAUACCUGAGGGAUGGGACAGUGGACGUGAUGGAGAGUCCGGCGAGGGAGCCUGUUGUGCUGCAGUAUCCUGCUGACUACAGCCACCAAUAUGGGGAGAAGAUGCCAUUCCACCAUGUGACGGCAGGCCUGCUCUACAAGGGGAACUACCUGAGCCGCUCACUGUCAGACAGUGACAGUGACGUGCUGGCCAGCAUCUCUGUGGAGGAGCUUGAUGAGAUCCGGGAGGCGUUUAAGGUGCUGGAUCGUGACGGAAACGGGUUCAUUUCCAAACAGGAGCUGGGUAUGGCCAUGCGCUCUCUGGGCUACAUGCCCAGUGAAGUUGAGCUGGCCAUCAUCAUGCAGAGACUAGACAUGGAUGGUGAUGGACAGGUUGAUUUCGAGGAGUUUAUGACCAUCCUUGGACCCAAACUCCUGUCCUCUGAAACGAGAGAAGGCUUCCUGGGCAGCACAAUAGAUACCAUCUUCUGGCAGUUCGACAUGCAGCAAAUCACCCUGGAGGAGCUGAAACACAUCCUGUUCUACGCCUUCCGCGAUCACCUGACCAUGAAGGACAUUGAGAACAUCAUCAUCAACGAGGAGGAGAGCCUGAAGGAAAACUCUGGAAACUGUCAGACGGAGUUUGAGGGAGUUCACCCUUCAAAGAAGAAUCGCCAGACGUGUGUGAGGAAGAGCCUCAUAUGCGCCUUUGCCAUGGCAUUCAUCAUCAGCGUCAUGCUCAUCGCAGCCAAUCAGAUGCUGAGGAACGGCAUGGAGUAGCUGAGCCCACUGUGAACAGGGAACAAGCCAGCCUGCAUGUGCAUGCCAGUGGGUGAGGUCAUAUCCCUGUUGAUAGGAAAAGGACUACAAGGAAUAAUACUCAAAAUAAUCGACAAAAUCCAUUUUUAAAGUUAUUCUUAGUUUUUUGAACGAGUGGCGCCUCUCCAUGCGACGUCCAGUGAAACCGUGAAGCCAGCAUGAGGAGUGAUGCAGGACUCCUCCCCCUUUACUCUGACAGGGACACUCAAGGGCUGACAUUACACAUGAUACUCUGUCGUGUCUGUUUCCCUGAUGCAAUAAAAAAAAUGUAACAAAAAAAAAGUGCAGGAGUUCAGAGCUGCUUGCUUUUCCAGCAGGCGAGACGUGACGUGUGUGUCUGCAGAUCUGUCACCCACCAGGAGUCUGAUGAGCUACCAGAGCUGCAGUCUGGGCCCCGAAAGAGAACAAUUGCCCUCUUAUUAUAGUUCCUGGAGGCAUGAUGGCAGCGCUCGCCGCCACUCAAGCAGAAGGAUCUGUACGCGUCAGGCGGACAGCUCCUGGAGCUCCCAUGGUGCUACGAUACUUCAGCUCUCCAACUUUCUAUUUUCAACUACUGUGACUGUGGGCUGGUAUGAGGUGCUGGCAUCAGUUCAUCGGCCCUACACACCAAGCAGUCAAGCGAGCAAAACGUUAAAUGUUAACUCCAGGCUGGUGUUUUGGCCUGUGAUAUUCAUGAAUGAACACAGAAGCUCUGAAAGUUUGAACACUGAACACUGUUCAGGGUGCAAAGAAAAGGUUUCUGUGUUCUGUUAAAGGAAAGAAAAUCCACCCUUUUAGUGUUCACUCUGUUCUAUAUCAUCACUCUGUGGUGUUCAGUGCACUCCAGGAGUUAUUUUGCAAGGUGAUUUAAUUCAGCUUUCUCUCACUCUGCCUCGUCUACAUCUGCCUCAGUUGGUGAUUUUCUACAUUUCCCCAAAUGACUUUGGACAACCCCCAGAGAUCAAGUGUGAAACCAUUGCAUUCAAAGACAAUGGAGGAGCAAAAUAACAAGGUUUUCCAAUCGACAAAACCUGAAUAGAUUUAGUCUAAAUCAUGGAUGCUCAACUUGCUCUGCCCAGGGGCCACUUUUGCAAAAUAUUCACAAGGCCAGGGAAGAGUUAUUAAAUAAACAUUAAUAAUAUUUGUCAGAUUAAAUGAAUGGACAAUGCAAAUCCAGUCGCAGCAGCCCUGCAUGGGUCAGAUGUAGGCAAGGGUGUUUCUAGGAUUUGAGGACAUUCAGGACCUCUUUUGGGGGGUCUGGGGGAUCCUUCCCUGGCACUUUCUUUUCAUAAUUAAGCUCUACUUCAGUGUUUUGUAUUAACUAAGGCACACCAGUUACAGUCUAAGUACAAACAAAUUUUUUUAGUGUGAAUCAGUUUAAUACCAUUGUGAAAUAGAAAAAAACUGGCGGGUCCUCCGGCUCCACUUCAUCACAUUUUUCCUAUUUUCCUAUUAGUUGUUGAAUAUAUGUUGCCACGUAAUCUGGGUUUGGCCAGUUGUCUGUUAAUAUAAAGGCCCAGGAUCACCAAAGCAACAUCAGAACUUGCGGCAAUGAAGGCCGACUGUUGCGUUGCCUCAAGUCACCUGUGUCUCGGCCAGAAAGUUUCACUUGAACACAAUACAAAGAUACAGCCAACAGCCAACUAGCACGUACGUUCUGCACCUGCGCAGGAGGACGUAACUCUCCGGCAGCAAGUGGCUGUAGACUGUAUUCAUCAUCCAAAAAGGGAAACCGAGAGGCCAACAGGACGGUUCAAGAUGCUAGAUAGCCAACAACACAACCUAACCUUACUAGUGAACAAUAACACAAUUACGAACCAUUCUGCUAAAGAGCUCAGUGGCUAACAAAAAAACUUACCUAGUUUAACAAAUUUGUUUUGAUCUCAUGCCCUCUUGACUUAAGCCAUUUGUUUACUUUCCUCACUCCAGUUUCUCUUCUUUUGCACUGAGCUGAACUGCCAAUCAGAGUGAUUGCAUUCGACGACUUGCUCCGCCAUCUCUACUGAUGAUUCAACAUGCCAAAUCCACUGCAAAAAAGCUGAGAAGGGCUGAUUAGUGCCAAAUGCUACACACCGCAGAAUUAGGGCAACAGGCGCUCACUGAUGGCAGAUGACAUCUUGGUGCGUCAGGGCCCUAAGAGAAAUUGACUUAGGAAUGUACGGUACAACACCAUCAACGCAGAAUUUUUUAACAGUGUAAGGGUGGAUUUUUCUUUGUCCUUCAAAUCACGGUGAUUCAAGUUAAUGAAUUAUGACUGCGCUCAAGUUUCCUGCGCAAGUUAUUGCUGUUACUUUUAAAUCAAAAAAAUUAAAUGAUCUGUGUUUAUUUUAUCAUUUUUAAUGUAGAUGAGUUGUAAUGAGUUAGUUUAAUAUGUCAAAUAUACAAAUGAAAUAAAAAGGUGAGCAAA
Molecule: messenger RNA, 3475 nt
Organism: Epinephelus fuscoguttatus (brown-marbled grouper)
Lineage: Eukaryota; Metazoa; Chordata; Actinopteri; Perciformes; Serranidae
Product: calcium-binding protein 8-like
Exons: 6
Coding region: 187-1050 (287 amino acids)
Molecular function (GO): calcium ion binding
Source: RefSeq, a predicted model, not a curated record